CUGACCCGAGAACCGCCCCCCCUCCUUCCCCCGGCGGCGCCGCGGGGCAUGCCGGGAAGCGCGGUCCUUCCGCCGCCGCGCGGGGGCUGCCGGGGAGCGGUGCGGUUCUAUGGCGGAGCCGGCGCCUCCCGGAGGGCCGCAGCCCCGCGCCCGGCGCCUGGCGGCGCUGCUGAACCGCAGCCUGCGGGUGCGCAUGUCGGACGGGCGCACGCUGGUGGGAGCCUUCCUCUGCACGGACCGCGACGCCAACAUCAUCCUCGGCUCCGCGCAGGAGUUCCUCAAGGCUGCGGAUGCGUUCCCGGGCAGCGAGCCGCGUGUGCUGGGCCUGGCCAUGGUGCCUGGGCACCACAUCGUGUCCAUCGAGGUGGAGCGCGACGCCGCCGCCGCCCUGUGCUCCUGACGGCCCCACCGUGGGACGGAGCCCUGAGUGUUGUGAACCUCUCAUGUGCCCCAACGGGUGAUGGACGCCUGCCAUGCAAAAUGACCGCCGGGACUGCGGUCCCUGCAGCCCCAGUAGAGCUCCCGUGGUGAUCACGUGUCAGCACGUGAUGCCGUCAUUCCAGUCCCCUGCAAAGCAGGACGCAGAUGCCCCUUCCUCCUCCAAACACUCCGUUUUCAGCCUGAAA
This is a messenger RNA of Tympanuchus pallidicinctus (lesser prairie-chicken), 626 nucleotides long. Its product is annotated as N-alpha-acetyltransferase 38, NatC auxiliary subunit-like. Gene Ontology annotation, cellular component: NatC complex. The transcript has 3 exons. The record is from RefSeq and is a predicted model, not a curated record. Gene Ontology annotation, molecular function: RNA binding. Bases 110 to 400 code for a protein of 96 amino acids. NCBI's taxonomy places the organism in Eukaryota, Metazoa, Chordata, Aves, Galliformes, Phasianidae.